AUCAGCGACGCCCCCAGACGAGGGUCGCUUGGCUUUUCUCCUGCGGGAAUUCUGAGUUGCCUCAGAAGAACGUCGCGACAGCCAAGCGGAUACCUCAGAAAACAACUAAAUAUGGUGCCAUCUGGAAGAAAGCAUACAGGGAAAUCUGGGAAGACAUCAGUGGAGGAUCAGGUCGUAAGAGCCUAUGACUUUGAGAAAGAAGAUAAAAAGGAUCUGAGUGGUUCAGAGGAGGAUGUCACUGAAGGGAAGAUUCCAGUAAUUGAUAAGCACGGGAAGAAAAGGACUUCUGCAGGAAUAUUUGAAGAUAUGGGGGGUGAAGUACAAAAUAUGCUGGAAAGAUUUGGAGCUGACAUUAACAAGGCUCUCCUUGCCAAGAGAAAAAGACUAGAAAUGUAUACCAAGGCUUCUCUCAAGACUAGUAACCAGAAAAUUGAACAUGUUUGGAAAACCCAACAAGAACAAAGGCAGAAGCUUAAUCAAGAGUAUUCUCAGCAAUUUCUGGCUUUGUUUCAUCAGUGGGAUAUAGAUGUGCAGAAAGCUGAGGAACAAGAAGAAAAACUAGCUAACCUGUUUCGACAGCAACAAAAGGCUUUUCAACAAUCUAGAAUUGUUCAGAACCAGAGACUGAAAACAAUUAGACAGUUAUAUGAGCAGUUCAUAAAGAGUAUGGAGGACUUGGAAAAGAAUCAUGAUAAUCUACUUACGGGCGCACAAAACGAACUUAGAAAAGAAAUGGCUUUGUUGCAAAAAAAAAUUAUGAUGGAAACUCAGCAGCAAGAGAUGGCAAGUGUUCGAAAGUCUCUUCAAUCCAUGUUAUUCUGA
Herpailurus yagouaroundi (jaguarundi) is the source of this 822-nucleotide messenger RNA. RefSeq names its product synaptonemal complex protein 3 (gene SYCP3). Lineage: Eukaryota; Metazoa; Chordata; Mammalia; Carnivora; Felidae. The record is from RefSeq and is a predicted model, not a curated record. Gene Ontology annotation, cellular component: synaptonemal complex. The coding region runs from base 112 to 822 and encodes 236 amino acids. Gene Ontology annotation, biological process: spermatid development; meiotic cell cycle. The transcript has 9 exons.